UUAGAGGCUGAACAGCAGCAGAGGAAAAGAAGGAGGCACCCUGGCAGGAGCUCUCUUGUAAGGAAGAAGGUGCAGAAGAGAGAGCACCAGGGCUUGCUGGCCAGCAGCACAGCUGGCACUGAGAGCUCUUGCUUGGCUUGAUCCUGGUAGCCAAUUCCCCCCUUUUUUUUAAAGUUUUUUUAGAAGCACAUGACAAGUGAGCUGUGUUGGAAAGGACUGGCAGCUGCAGGACUGAGCUUAAGAAUCUAGUGAUCCUUUUUGGGUCGGGGAGUCAAGGCAGUCUCCUGGUGUGAUGGAGCUGUCCACCUUCCCUGAUGCUGAAAUGGACCCCAAUUUCUUUUCCAAUACCACAGCCCAAGGUUUCACCUCCAGCUCCUUUGCCACAUCCAAUGCCACCAGUCCAUCUCCAGUCAAGGAUCCCACUUCCAUCAUCAUAGCCAUUGCCAUCACUGCCCUGUAUUCGGUGGUCUGCGUGGUGGGACUGCUGGGCAACAUCCUUGUCAUGUACGGUAUUGUCAGAUACACCAAGAUGAAAACAGCCACCAAUAUCUAUAUUUUCAACCUGGCCCUGGCAGAUGCCUUGGCCACCAGUACAUUGCCUUUCCAAAGCGCUAAGUACCUGAUGGAGACCUGGCCUUUUGGCGAAUUUCUCUGCAAGGUUGUCCUCUCCAUUGACUACUACAACAUGUUCACAAGCAUCUUCACCCUCACCAUGAUGAGUGUUGACCGGUACAUAGCUGUCUGCCAUCCAGUCAAAGCCCUGGAUUUCCGGACGCCUGCAAAAGCAAAAUUAAUCAACGUUUGCAUCUGGGUCCUCUCCUCUGUUAUUGGGGUGCCUAUCAUGAUCAUGGCUGUUACCAAGUCUGAUGGCAAUGUUGUUAUGUGUAUCCUCCAGUUUCCAAAACCUCAGAUUUACUGGGACACAGUCACCAAGAUAUGUGUUUUCAUCUUCGCUUUCUUAGUUCCCAUCUUGGUUAUCACCAUCUGCUAUGGACUCAUGAUUCUUCGUCUGAAGAGUGUCCGUCUCCUCUCGGGCUCCAAGGAAAAAGACCGCAACUUGCGUCGCAUAACGCGCAUGGUUCUGGUUGUAGUGGCUGCUUUCAUCAUCUGUUGGACACCCAUCCAGAUCUUUGUCAUUGUUUGGACCCUGGUGGGCAUCAACAAAAAGAACCCCUAUGUGAUGGCCAGCCUGCAUUUCUGUAUCGCUUUGGGAUACACCAACAGCAGCCUCAACCCUAUUCUUUAUGCCUUCUUGGAUGAAAAUUUCAAGCGGUGUUUCCGUGAGUUCUGCCUUCCCUUCCACACACAGAUGGAACAGAAUAGCUUCAGCCGGGCCCAGACCACCACCCGCGAGCGGGUCUCUACCUGCACUGCUUCUGAAGUCCUCAAUAAGUCAGCAUGACUAGACAUGGAUAGCCACAAAAGGGGCUCCAAAGGUCAUAAAGAUGAGCUACAUUCUGAAGUGACCCAAGUCACCACCACAGAAUUUUAGCAGGAAAGCAAAUGCCAUGGAGAGUGAUGGAAUUCCUUCACGUACUGCAAACGAGAUUCUGUAUAAGAAAAACACCAGCUGAAAACUGAUAUAUGUGUGGAUUUCUAAAAAUAAGAACAUUUCAGUUCUGAGGAGAAUUCUCAAAUCAGCAUUGAUUGGAUGAUUUUCUUUUCUUUUUAUUUUUUUUACAGAUGUUUGGCUUGCACAUAUAUUUAGCUUUUAAAAUGUAAAAAAGGGCCACAGAACAUGUUUUUGUAAUAUUUAAU
This is a messenger RNA of Sceloporus undulatus (fence lizard), 1758 nucleotides long. It is a transcript of the gene OPRD1, whose product is annotated as opioid receptor delta 1. Gene Ontology annotation, biological process: G protein-coupled opioid receptor signaling pathway; neuropeptide signaling pathway. The record is from RefSeq and is a predicted model, not a curated record. Gene Ontology annotation, molecular function: neuropeptide binding; G protein-coupled enkephalin receptor activity. Lineage: Eukaryota; Metazoa; Chordata; Lepidosauria; Squamata; Phrynosomatidae. Bases 293 to 1402 code for a protein of 369 amino acids. The transcript is spliced from 3 exons. Gene Ontology annotation, cellular component: neuron projection; membrane.